UGUAACCAUACGUGGGGCUAGACAAGGUAAAGUGAUCAUUUAAACAGUACUUAGGCAAAUCUUGGGGGCACUUCAACGGGCUCACGAGACAUAACGAGAGAACGGCGAGGUCCACACAUUCUUGUUCUAUCAAAUCUUGAGCCGGUGAAGAUUUGUUAUUACUUUCUGGAAGCUGCUGCCACUGUUGUGUAAACCAGCUGAUGGUGAGAGCCGACAGACGUUCAUUCUCAUACACAUUUUAAUGGCCCAUAGACUGCGGGUUUUAGCUUGUCUCCCGUGAUCGUGUGUGUGUGCUUGCUUGCUUGCUGGGUUCCCUGCAUCUUCAAGAGUUAUAGUAUUUGGUUAUUGGAAACAGCUCUCAGAUUGUGUGACAGGACGAGUAGAGGUUAUCAUCUGCGCAUGUCAGAGGUUUGACCCGACUUAAGUCUUAUAUAUAUUAAGGCAAGAAGUUUGCCUUCAAUAUCAAAGGAUCCUAUUACUGUUCUAAGAAUUAUUCGCGGACAAUUUACCAGUGCUAUGCACUAAUUAUUAGUGCUUAUAAACCCCAUAAUGCAGCAUGAAUGCUGUCGCCAGCGGUGGAUACAAGCAGGACCAGUGGACGUAGACUCAAAAUGUUUGGUGUGAAAGUAUGUAUGACGCUGUUGUGGCUUUGUUUAUUGCCUGGCUGGCUCAGGACAGCAGCACACGUCAACGAAUUUUUGCCAUUGAGGAACAACAUACAGACGUUACCUCAACAUGGACGGAAAAAAGUAGAAGUGCUGGGUGAAACGCUCAAGCGGCAAGUGUCUAAGCUCAGACAAACCGCCAAUCAACAGGUGGAUUUAGUGUUUUUGGUGGACAGCUCAGGCAGUGUUGGCGAAAUAAACUUCUUCAAUGAGCUCAAAUUUGUGAAGAAACUUCUUGCCGACUUUACUGUAGCCGAGCAUGCUACACGUGUUGCCGUGGUAACGUUUUCAUCUGCAUCUCGCAUCGAACGCCACGUCGAUCAUCUCACACGACCAACUGCAGAUCGACACAAAUGUUCCCUUUUAGAAGAGGAUUUACCAAAGAUUUCCUUCACUGGGGGUGGGACAUAUACUUUAGGGGCAAUGGAAGAAGCGAAGGAAAUUUUGGCGGCGGGCCGUCAAAAUUCUUCCAAAGCUGUAAUAUUGAUAACAGAUGGCUACUCUAAUAAUGGGGAUCCACGGCCAGUGGCCAAGGCCCUUAGGGACCAAAACACCAAAGUGUUCACUUUCGGUAUACGAAACGGUAACACACGUGAACUUCGAGAAAUGGCUUCAGAACCCAAGGAUGAGCACAGUUACAUUUUGGACAGUUUUGAAGAAUUUGAGGCCUUGGCUAGGCGAGCGUUACACGAAGAUCUUCAAACUGGUGGCUAUGUAACACAAGACUCAGAAAAAUGUGACAACCUUUGUGAGGAGGGAAAGAUGUGCUGUGACUCGUCAGCAGCGUGCAGAUGUGGAAUACACACGGGACACUACCAGUGUGUUUGCGACCCAGGUUUCUAUGGUAACGGUUUGCAAGGCGAUUGUAAAGGAUGUCCGAGUGGAACAUAUAAAAAUACCUCUAUUCCCGGAGAUGAGAGCACGUGCACGCCGUGUCCAGAUCCCAACCACGUCACCCCAGUGGGCAGCACCAAGAUCCAGGACUGCACAUGUAAAAAAGGAUUCAGGACAUUUGGAGAGUUUGGAUGUGCAGUUCUAACGUGUCCAGACAUUGCCCCUCCCGGAAAUGGUUAUUUUGUCAAAGGCCAGUGUAGCAAUGAGUUCAAUGCAGCAUGCGGCGGGAGGUGUGCCCCCGGGUAUCAGAUGCUAGGUAGCAGUGUGAGGCUAUGUCAAGAGGACGGCACGUGGUCUGGCACAGACAUCUCUUGCAACAUAAAGAAGUGUACGCCGCUGAAACCCCCACGUGGCGGGCGCAUGGUUUGCACGAAAAAUGAUUUCAACUACCAGACAAAGUGCAAAUUUUCAUGUGACAAGGGGUACGAGCUGCUGGGAUCCAGUAAAAGAACAUGCCUGGCAAUAGCUGUUUGGAAUGGAAUACCGACUAAAUGUAGAGAGGUCCAGUGCCCUCCCCUACCAGAACUGAAGGACGGUUACGUUGUUCCUGCAGCUUGUACAACUGAGCCCGCCUCUUAUGGUGUCAUCUGCACGAUUUCGUGUGAAUUCGGUUAUACCCUUGUCGGGCCGUACACAAGACAGUGUAACGAGUUCGGGAAGUGGAAGAGUAGCAGCUUAGUCAGCAAAUGCGUUGACACCACAGAACCCAGCAUCAUGUGUCCCGAUGACAUCACAGUGGUGGCGGACGACCACGAGAACACGGCUGAGGUAACAUGGGAGGUGCCGGUGGCUAUAGACAACUCGGGCUACGUACCAACGGUAACAGUCGUGCCCGCGGUCGUUCCUCCCAGAAAAUUCCAAAUCGGCAGGACCAAGGUGACAUACCACGCUGAAGAUCUGAAUAAAAACCGCGCCAAGUGCAGCUUUGUCAUCACUGUUAAAGAUGAAGAGCCACCAAGACUAGACAGAUGUAUAUCACCUCCACCGGUGGUAUCCACACAACGUGAGCAUUACGUGGAAUGGGUAGAGCCCCUUUUCUCGGACAACUCACAGGAAGAUCUCACUAUUAAGUCUUCUCACAAGCCCGGGAUGUUUAAAUUAGGGAAAACAGAGGUCUUCUACACAGCCUACGAUCCUUCGGGGAAUAAAAACAACUGUACUUUAGAAAUCAUAGUGCAAGAGCACAAGUGCACAGUCCCGCCUUCCCCAGUCAAUGGUAAUGUGAAUUGCAAAGAAAAUCAGAAUAAUAUUCACUGCACUUUAUCCUGCAUGGACGGAUAUGGUUUUGCAAUUGUUCCUCCUGAGUCCUACUCCUGCCAUUUUGAUGAGGGUCGCUGGUCGCCUUCAGAUAAGAUGCCCGAUUGUUCAGAGAAAAAGAUGUCAAACAAUGUUAUUCAACCCGCAAGAAUAACCUACAAAACCAAUGUGUGUGCGGAUAGACUGUUGUUGAACGAACUUGAAAAUGAUUUGCAGAGUCAGUUGUCGAACAAGGUAGCGCACAUCUGUGAAGAGAACGUUAUUUGCGGCGUUGAAAACACUGAAGGUAUCUGUGAAGAGUAUGAUAACAAAAUCAGGAAUCCCUUUAGUAGAUUAAGCAGACGCAAGAGAGAUGACUCCAUAACGAAAGUGAAAUUCACCUUUCAAGUGCGAGGUUUUGUGAAUACGACAAAGAGUGACCACGCCCAGCACUCUCUGAUGGAAAGCAUAGGUCUUGUGAAACGCAACCUAAAGACAGAAGCCAGGCAGGGACAACUGGACAUCAUGAUGGGAGACCAGCCGCUUCAUUUUGAGGACAUAGAAUUUUUACUCGAAACACCGAAAUUUGUUUGUGAGCCUGGGAGUGUAUUGCGAAAAAACGUCUGCGUAAACUGCCCCGUCGGAACUUUCUUCAACGUAGUAACAGAGGAAUGCGAGAGUUGUUCCGUGGGUACUUACCAAACUAAAGAAGGUCAACAGACGUGCCUGGUGUGCCCAAACAAGACAUCCACAGCCACAAAUAAUUCAAAGAGUUUAGGGGAGUGUAAAGCCCAAUGUUUGCCUGGAAGUGUGUCUUAUGAUGGUCUAGAGAUAUGUGAGACAUGUGAAAUAGGGUAUUAUCAGGCUGGAUAUGCACAGACCUCGUGUGACAAGUGCCCAGGGAGAAAGACAACCUGGAGGAGAGGGACCAGGAAAGCUGAGGAAUGUAAAGAUAGGUGUCCUGCAGGUGAGGUGUCCAAGACAGGCCUUAUGCCUUGCUUUCCAUGUCCUAAAGGUUUCUUUCAACCAGAGGAAGGCAGUUCAUUCUGUAGACUGUGCCCAAACAAGGCCACCACCAAUCACACUGGUUCUACCAACAUCACAGAUUGUGAAGGUAUUAAGGAACCAGACAUUCAUGAAAACACUACAGAGGUUCACAUCAAUGAAUGUUUCUUGGAGCCAUGCCAGAACAGAGGCCAGUGCCAGAGCUUGAAGAUUGGAUACACAUGUCAAUGCCUACCUGGUUAUACUGGGACUGACUGUGAGACUGAAAUUGAUGAAUGUCAAUCAAGGCCUUGCCAAAACAAUGGAACCUGCCAAGAUUUUCUGAACUACUUCAAGUGCACUUGUCUUGAGGGAUUUACAGGAGAAUCUUGUGAGACUAAUAUUGACGACUGCCAAAAUGCACCUUGCUGGCAUGGAGGACUGUGCACCGAUCUUAUUAACAGUUACAAGUGUUCUUGUAAAGCAGGAUAUACAGGACAAAACUGUUCCAUUGAUGUCAAUGAGUGUGCCUCAUCUCCAUGUCAGAACAAUGGGAACUGCCUGGACCAUAUUAAUCGCUAUUCAUGCCUCUGUCCCUUUGGUUUCACUGGGGACAACUGUGAGACAGACAUAGAUGAGUGUGCCAGUGGACCCUGUGUAAAUGGGGGCACCUGUCAGGAUGGACAUGACUCCUUUGUAUGCUUGUGUCAGCCAGGAUAUGCAGGAAGGUUGUGUUCAGUGAAUGUGGAUGAGUGUUCUUCUCAACCCUGCAGACAUGGUGGAACAUGCUAUGAUUCUGUGAACAGUUUUACUUGUAUAUGUCCACCAUCCUUCACUGGGAAUCAGUGUCAAACAGGUUUGUCAUUUAUGUAAAUGGCCAAGACAUUGUAACAGAUGUAACAGCAAAUGACGACCAAUGGCAUCACAUAUGUGUCACAUGGUCCAGUGCCAAUGGGGAAUGGCAGAUCUUUAGAGAUGGAAGAAGUCUUGACCAGGGUCAGGGACUUGCACCUGGAACAGUUAUAAAAGGAGGGGGCAAGCUUGUCCUCGGGCAGGAACAAGAUGCAUUUGGUGGAGGGUUUAGUGCUCUUGAAUCAUUUGUUGGAAGCAUGACCCAGCUACACAUAUGGGACAAGGUGUUUACUGAUUCUGAAAUCCAAGGAUUAAUUCUGACCUGUGAGCCAUAUAUAGGAAAUGUCAAGAGUUGGCCAGACUUCCUCUCUGGUCUCAGGGGGAAAGUACAAAAAACAAAUUCUUCAUUCUGCAAAGACUGUGAAAUCCCACCCUUCAUACCAAAUGGCAGUGUAGAGUGGACAGGUACUGCUACAUUCUCUAGCGCCACCUACAGUUGUGAUGUUGGGUAUGAGCUGAAAGGGACAGGGACCAGGAGGUGCCAGGUGUACUCAGAGUGGGAUGGUGAAGCUCCCAGGUGUGAAAAAGUGAGCUGUGGUUUCCCUGGUAUGAUACCAAAUGGUUAUAUAGCAGGUAGUUGGUACACCUAUGGCAACUUUGCCCAGUACGUAUGUGUACAUCGUUACAAGUUGGUAGGAAAUGCAACCAUCUACUGCAAUGAACAUGGUGUUUGGGAAGGAAAUCAGCCCAUAUGUGAAUUGGUUUUAUGUAAACUUCCAAAAAUACCAGACAUGGUGGAGGCACUAGAGAGAAAAGAAGAGUACAGGCCAGGAGAUGUUGCCAGGUUCUAUUGCAAUCCAGGGUAUAUGUUAAAGGGCCCAACCUCAGUCCACUGUGAUGAUGAUGGAUCUUGGGAUGUAGAACUGCCAUCAUGUGUCAGUGUGAAAUGUGACCUGCCUCCGCGUUUGGACAAUGGGAUAAUCUUCAAUGUUUCAAGUCAAGAUUUUUCCAUGGGCACCAUUGUGACUUAUAGAUGUGAGGUUGGCUACAGUCUCAUUGGGAAAAGUAAAAUCAAGUGUAAUUUCAAGGGGAAGUGGGACAAAGAUCCCCCAUCUUGUACUAUUGUGAAAUGUAGGAAGCCACCAAGUCUACAAUUUGGGAGAGUGGAGGGGAAGUCCUUUGUAUUUGGUUCCAAAGUCACGUAUCAUUGUGACACUGGUUACAAGCUCAUUGGCCGCCAGACUCUCAAGUGCAAUGCAGAUGGUCAGUGGGGUGGCUCAUCCCCUAUAUGUGAUCCAGUAUACUGUGAUGUUCCACAACAAAUACAAAAUGGCUUUGUGCAUGCCACAAGUUAUGCAUAUAAUGCAACUGUGCAUUAUACUUGCAGGACAGGACAUAUGUUGUUUGGUAAUAAAAUGCAAGUGUGUCUCAGAAAUGGCUCUUGGUCAGGUUCAAUACCAGUUUGUGAGCCCAUACCAUGUUUGCCACCUAGUCCAGUUGCCAACGCAAAGAUAAUAGGGGAGGACUUUACAUUUGGAAGCACAGUUACCUAUGAAUGCCAAGAGGGUUACAUAUUGGAGGGAAUUCCAGAACGUGUCUGCAGAGAGGAUGCAACAUGGCAUAAUCCUCAGCCAUCUUGCAAGAGGGUGCAAUGCAAAGUUCCAGACAUAGCUCAUGGAAUUCUAAGCAAAAGUGUGCUCUACUAUCAAGAUGAGUUACUUCUCAACUGUAAAUUAGGCUUUGAAUUGUCACAUAAUGAAACAGUCACCUGUCUUGCUAAUGGCACAUGGAGUUCUUUGACACCCACUUGUGAGCCAAUUACAUGUCACAGGCCACACAGUAUCCUCUAUGGCAUUGUAUUUGUGUCCAGUACCUCUUAUGGUGCUGUGGCAAAUUAUACUUGCAAUCCAGGAUUUGAGCUCCACGGAGACUCAACUCGUCUUUGCUUGACCAACAGGAAAUGGAGUGGCACAGAACCUGCUUGCACAAUUAUUAAAUGCCCUCACCCAGAGGAUAUUGAUUAUGGAGAAGUAAAAUAUGCCAACUUGUCAUUUGGAUUGAAAGCUCAUUACUCUUGCAGUGCAGGAUACGAAUUGGUUGGUAAAUCAUCAAGGACAUGCCAGGCUAACAAGACUUGGAGUGGCAAAGCUCCAAAUUGUGUUCAGGUGUACUGUCCAAGACCACCAAGCAUCCAAUAUGGAAAUUAUAAAUUGGAUGAUACUGUGUAUGGGUCCAUAGCUCAAUAUGAAUGUUUUUAUGGAUUUGUUCUUAAGGGUGACGUAAAUAGAACUUGUGAGCAGGACAAAACUUGGUCUGGCUCUGAGCCAAUAUGUUUUCCUAAACAAUGUAAGAGUCUUCCAUCAGCUAUCCUUAAUGGAAAAGUUAUAGGAACUAACUAUACAUUCAAUGCAACUGUCACUUUUGAAUGUGACACUGGAUAUAUGCUCAUUGGUUCAAAAUUUCUAGCAUGUUUAGGAGAUGGCACGUGGGAUUUUGCUGUGCCAGUCUGCAUUCCAAUAUUCUGUCCAGACCUGCCAUCUUUUGCCAAUGGUAAAGUUGAUGGAAAAGACACCAUAGUGUUUAGUUCUGUGUCCUAUACUUGUGAUAAAGGUUACAAAUUGAUGGGUCCAUCUCAGCGGAAUUGUUUGGAAAAUGGCACAUGGAGUAAAGUUGACCCAAUUUGUGAGCCUGUAGAUUGUGGACAUCCAGAAAAUAUACUCAAUGGCAGAGUGAUUGUCAGUGGUACAAAAUUCCACGAUUUUAUAGAAUAUGAAUGCAACAUUGGUUACACUCUUGUUGGUGUUCGCUCCAGACUUUGCUCUGCUAGUGGAGUUUGGGAGAAUGUGCCUCCAGCAUGUAAUAUCAUCAGCUGCGGACAGCCAACUCAAAUUCAGAAUGGAAAGUUGCAUUACAACCAUACAACAUAUGGCUCAUUUUUAACUUAUACAUGCACCAAAGGUUAUCAGCUUGUUGGGCAUAAAACAAGAAUUUGCAAUGAACAUGGAAGAUGGUCAAGUGAAGAACCAGUUUGUAAAAUUACAACUUGCAAGGAGCCUGAAUAUGUAAGAAAUUCAGAUUACGUAGUCACUGGAACUACUUUUGGUGCUACAGUGACAUAUUCCUGCAUGGAAGGCUAUGUGCUAGUCGGAAAUAAACACCGUACAUGUAGUUUCAAUGGAAAAUGGGUCCCAAAUGCUCCAGAGUGUGAAAUUAUCUCAUGUCCUGAAUUAAGCCCCAUUGAAAAUGGAUACGCAGAAGGUGCACAAUACACAUUUAGUAGCAGGGUUGCUUAUCAUUGUCAUCCUGGUUAUGAAUUAAUUGGAAGUCGCAGCAUUAUUUGUUUGUCUAAUGCAACAUGGUCUGCCCCAUCACCAAUGUGCCAACGGAUAAUGUGCUCAUAUCCACCAGAGCUAAAACAUGGAGAAAUGACAGGGGAUCAUGGGUAUGGUGGUCAUAUGCUCUAUAAAUGUAACUCUGGCUACAGGCUUGUUGGUGAUUACAGACGGGAAUGUUUAGCAGAUGGCACAUGGAGUGUAACGGCACCUAUAUGUGAACCUCUAAAGUGCUCAAAACCAACCAUUCCAGAUGGAUAUGUAAAUGGACAAAACUUUAUCUUAGGAUCCAUAAUUCAGUAUGGUUGUAAUACUAACUUUGAAUUGAUUGGAAAUGAUACCAGAGAAUGCUUAGAAAAUCAAACCUGGAGUGGAGUUGCGCCAUUCUGUGAAGUGAUCAGAUGCAGUGUGCCUAAGGCUGUGGCAAAUGGAAUGAUAAUGUUGAAUGGAUACAAAGUGGGAGAAGUUGCUGAAUAUAAAUGUAACAAUGGAUAUGAAAUAAUUGGCAGCGCUAAAAGGACCUGUCAAAAUGAUAAAACCUGGAGUGGUUCUGAUCCAUCUUGUGGCAAAAUAUUUUGUCCUCAUCCAGAGCAAAUAGAAAAUGGCAUUUUUAGUACUCAAAGCACUGCAAAGGACUUCCCCUAUGAUAUUUUGAUAGAAUAUUCAUGUCUCAGAGGAUACUACAUUAUUGGUGUAUCACAACAUCGUUGCCUUGCUAAUAAAACAUGGAGUGGAGACUUACCUUACUGUCAGCCUAUUGACUGUGAGCAACCUCCCAUUGAUAGUCACUUGCAAGUAUCUGUGGAGAGUACCACUUACAAAAGUACAGCAAAUUACUCUUGUGAUGAUGGAUAUAUUUUAAUUGGAAAUGCGACACAAACCUGUAUGGAUAACAAAACAUGGAGUGGUGACAUCCCUAGAUGUGAUAUUGUAACUUGCCCAACACCCAGCCACAUAACCAAUGGAAAGGUCUCUGGCAACUUAUUUUUAUAUGGAGAACAGCUACAGUAUGAAUGUGACAUUGGAUAUGAACUGUUUGGCUCAUCGUCACUAACUUGCUUGAGCAAUGGACAGUGGAGUGACCAGUACCCCACAUGUUUAAAGGUCUCUUGUACGGUCCCUGUUGCUUCAAAAAGAAGUGUAUUGUUGGCAAAUACCUCUACGCUGUUUUAUGGUGAUUCCAUUACCUAUUCAUGUGUAGAGGGAUUCAGUAUUCAUGGUGAUAGCACAAGGAAAUGCAAAGAAAAUGGGCAAUGGAGUGGAACUGAACCAAAAUGUGAAAUUGUUAAAUGUGGAAAACCACUUCAUGUGUCACAUGGAGGACAUAAUGGAAGCCAUUUCAGCUACAGUGAGAUAAUUGAGUUUUACUGUGAUAAGGGUUAUGAGAUGGUUGGUUCACCAAUUGCCCACUGUCUGUCCAAUGGGAAGUGGAGCAGUAUGUCACCCGUGUGUGUAAUGGUGACAUGCCCAAUGCCAAAUGAAAUUGAAAAUGGUGAAUUAUUGUUCAGUUCCAACAUGUAUGGUGGAACAGUUGAAUACAUGUGCCAUGAAGGUUUUGAGUUGAUUGGAAACAAAAGUCAUGCGUGCCAGGCUGAUAAAACAUGGAGUGGCAACAUCCCGUAUUGUGAACAAAUUAUGUGCCCACACCCAGAGGACCCGCCUAAUGGGCAUGUUAUUACAAGUGAUCUUUCAUAUGGUCAAGUAGUUGGAUAUGCUUGCAAUCCUGGAUUUGAGUUGAAUGGUGUAAGAAUGAGACAGUGUGUUGGUAAUGGUAUUUGGAGUGAAGAAGCUCCUAACUGUACCAUCAUUUCCUGCCCACCUCUAACAAAAAUUAGUCACGGAACAAUUCAAGGAAAUAAAACACAUUUUGGGUCCAGUGUCUCAUAUAGCUGUGAAAUGGGAUUUGAAAUUUCAGGGCCUUCUGUAAGGUCAUGCACAGAGCAUGGAACAUGGAGUGAUAAAACACCAAAAUGCAUUCCGAUAAAGUGCCAAGAGCCUGGUCUGUUAGCUAAUGGCAAAAUCUAUGGUAACAAUUUUACAUAUGGUGAAGUUAUCAAGUUCAGAUGCCAAACAGGAUAUACUUUAAAGGGACCAAGCAGCAGUCAGUGCAAGGUAAAUAAGCAAUGGAGUGGGAAAACACCUAUAUGUACAGUAGAUGUCUGUGAGACACCGACUAAAAUUCCUCAUGGAAAAAUUAUUGGGGACAAUUUCACAUUUAGUGCUACCAUUGCCUUUAUUUGUGAUCCCGGAUACAGAUUGGAAGGAUCAUCUGUUAGGCAAUGCAUAGCAAAAGGAAAAUGGAGUGGAAAGACACCAUCCUGUAGGCCCAUUGCUUGCAUCCCACCACCAAGCUUAGACAAUGGAUAUAUUAUUGGAGAGAACUUCACAUAUGGCCAAGUUGUGCAGUAUGUCUGUAAUUCAGGAUAUAACCUGCAUGGCCCCUCAGAGAAACAAUGCCAAGAGGAUAGAACAUGGACUGGAGGAACACCUUCAUGUUCUCUUGUAACCUGCAGUGUGCCUUUGCCAAUACCACAUGGUAAUAUACUUGGAGAAAAGUAUUAUUUUAAUGAAACCAUUGAAUAUAGAUGUGCUAAAGGAUAUGAACUGAAAGGAUCACCUUUCAGAAGGUGUCUUACUGAUGGUAACUGGUCUGGAAAUGAACCAAAAUGUUCUCCAGUUUCCUGUGGAAUACCAGAUCCUGUGCCAAAUGGAUAUUUCAAUGGUACAGAAUACACCUUUCAUAAAGUUGUACAUUACAGUUGUUUAACUGGGUAUAAACUUGCUGGUGUACCUGAAAGGACCUGUCUGCCAAACAAACAGUGGUCUGGUGAAAACCCAACUUGUACAAUUGUCUCCUGUCCAAAGCCAGCAGACCUCCAGAAUGGGGUAUUGUUUGGAGAGGAAUAUGUGUUUGGAAGUGCUAUUAGUUAUAUGUGUGAAAAGGGUUACAAACUUGAAGGUUCUCAUAUAAUGUACUGUCAACAGGAUGGCACAUGGACUGGAAGUAGUCCUGUUUGUACUUUAGUAACUUGCCCUGUCCCAGAAGCCCUGAACAAUGGCUUGGUGUUCACAAAAAACUACUCAUAUAAAAGCAUUUUGAUGUACAAAUGCAACCAAGGUUUCGAAUUAAUAGGCUCUAAACAAAGACAUUGUUUAGAAAAUGGAACCUGGAGUUUUGAAAAGCCUUAUUGUAAGAAAGUGACUUGCAAUCACCCUUCAGAAUUAGCUCACGGUAAUGUUUUCGUCUAUGAUUACAGUUAUGAAUCUGUAAUUGAAUACAGAUGUGAUUAUGGAUAUGAAAUAAAAGGAAACAUACUUCGCACAUGUCAGGCUGAUAAAACUUGGAGUGGAAAUACUCCAAAAUGUGAACUACUUGUUUGUCCCACACCUCCUGUCAUAGCAAAUGCAAUUGUUGUUGGAGAAAAUUUUAGCUUUGCUGAGUCUAUCACUUACGUAUGCAAUAAAGGAUUUGAGCUGCGUGGACAUGCAAUUAGAACCUGUCAAGCUGACAAAACUUGGUCUCGUGGAGUCACACAAUGCAUACCUUUGACAUGUCCCCAACCUCCACCAUUUCGAAACGGAUGGUGGGUUGCAACAGACAACAACACUGUACAUUCUGUGAUAAGGUUCCAGUGUAAUGUUGGAUACAGCCUUUCAGGUCCACAUGCCAUUCAUUGCCUAACAAGUAAACAGUGGAGUGGAGAAUUCCCAACAUGUAACAAAAUCACAUGUGGUCCACCUGACAAAAUAAAAAAUGGUCUUGUAGUAGGAGCAUCCUAUGAAUAUGAUGAAGUUGUGGAAUACCGCUGCUUAUCUGGACAUUUUUUAUCUGGACCUCAUAAAAAGCAGUGCCAAGCUGAUGGAACAUGGGAGCCAAGUGGAAUUCCAAAAUGUGAUUAUAUAUCAUGUGGUAGGCCAAGAAAUGUUCAAAAUGCAAAAGUGAUUGGCACCUCUUAUGCUUAUGAUGAUUAUGUUUUUUAUCUCUGUACUGAAGGAUUUGAACUUAUGGGAAACAAUGUAUUAGAAUGUGGCAGAGAUGGACGUUGGAGAGGUAGACUUCCAGUUUGCAAGAUGAUAUCCUGUGGACCUCCCCCUGUUAUUGCUAAUGCUUCAACCUAUGUUACUCACUACACAUAUGGCAGUAGGGUAAGUUACUCUUGUAAUAAAGGAUUUCUCCUCCAAGGGGAAUCGAUGGCAGAAUGCAUGGCUAAUGGAACAUGGAUGUUCCGCCAUUCCCCAAGCUGUGUGCCUGUUAGUUGUGGGCAGCCAGACCCUCUUUAUAAUGGACGUGUUCAUCUCACUGAUACCACCUAUGGCAGCAUAGCAAGUUACACAUGUAAAAAAGGCCAUGUUUUAGUUGGAUCUCAAAGAGUUACUUGUAAAGAUAAUGGUUUUUGGAGUCAUGGGGUACCUACCUGUAAAAGAGUGGUGUGUAGACCUCCCCCUAGAGUUCUCAAUGCUGAUGCUGAGGGUCAUGACUUUACAUUUGGUGGAACUUUAAGGUAUAGCUGCAUACCUGGAUAUGAAAUGGUUGGACAAAAUCUUCGUAUGUGCCAAGAGGAUGGUUCCUGGGAAGGCGAACAACCAUACUGUAAAAAAAAAUCUUGUGGAGGACUUUCUCCACUUAAGAAUGGCCGUGUGGUGGGAAGAGGCUCUCUUUAUCUUGAUAGAGUUAGAUUUUUCUGUGAUUCUGGUCAUAUUUUGGUCGGCAAUGAAAGUGCAAUUUGCCUGGAAACAGGACAAUGGAGUAGUAAAGUACCAGUUUGUUCUGCUGACAUGUGCCCUCCACCUAGGGUUUCCCGGCAAUUCCGUCCUGUCAGUGGCACCUUUGCUAUUGGAUCUACCGUUGGUUUGGCAUGCAUUUCUGGUUAUGUGGCCAAAGGAGACAUCACCAUAACCUGUCAGAAAAAUAAGCGCUGGAGCUCUCCAUCAGGAACCUGUGAAAGGGUAUAUUGUGGCCCCCCAAAAACAGAUGAGAAAACUGUUCAGUACAUUUUUGCCAGAAGGGGUGACAACUACACAUACCGAGACAGAGUGGUAGUUGUGUGUAAACCAGGACUAGCACCAGGCACUCAUCAUUAUCUUACAUGUAGAGAGAACGGGAAGUGGGAUGGAGUGGCAGCAUGCAAAGAGGUCACUUGUGCCCAGAAAUGUAAAAAUGGAGGGACAUGUGUAGGAAGAAACAAGUGUUCAUGUCGGCCUGGAUUUAAAGGAGAACACUGUGAACAAGCAAUCUGUGUAUUGCCCUGCAUGCAUGGAGGGACAUGUGUGGCCCCCUAUAGGUGUACAUGUAAACCUGGGUAUACAGGAACAAGGUGUGAGAAAGCCAUAUGUAGCCAACCCUGCGCUAAUGGCGGUCAGUGUAUUGAGCCAGAGAUAUGUCAGUGUAUGCACGGGUGGAUGCCACCUUACUGUGAGGAGUAUAGGCAUGAUUGGAGGAGUCAUUUUUAUAGUAAAAGGAGGAAAAAAAGGCAGAUUCAUUGACAGGAAUAAACAAGAAAUAUUUUGUUAAAAACACAUUUUAACCAUUGAUGUACAGAAAAAUGGCUUUAUACAAAUUCCAACAAUUCUUGCUAUCUAUUUUCUGUUCCAGUUAUGAGGAAAUAAAUUGUUACAUAUAUUUUGGUGGUCAAGAAUAUCUACCAGCAUAAGUGGUUUGAUGCCGUCAAAUGUUGUUUAUAUAAUUUCAUAAGCAGCAGAAUGCUGAAGCAGCAUUAUGAGAAAUGCAAAAUCAAAAUGUGUAAUUUUCAUCAUUUUUUUUUAUUUCAUUGUAAAAUGUUCUUAAAUACAUAAUACAUUAAAAUGAUUGUUCACCUCUGUUAGCAUUACAUUUGUAAGGUUUUACAACGGUACAUACACUAAAUAAACAGUAAAAACAGUUCAUUGUAAAUGGAUAAUGAUGUUGCCAUGUCCAUCUGAAACAAAUGUCUUAAUUAUUUCAACUGAUACAGUAUCUAUAACAUUGCAAAGUACUGAGAAUUUAUUAGCUCAUUAUGGAAUUGUCACAUUCAGCCUUAAGCACGAAGCAAGUUUUGAUCAUUCAUAAUGCUUAGCCUAUUUAAUUUCACAAUCAUAAUCUUAACGAGAACAUUUUUUAUGUGACUUUAAAAUGACUUGUCAAUAAGUCAGCUAUAUUACAACUGUUUAAUCAGCUGAAAUCCUGUAUUCUAUAAAUGUAAUUUUACAAGUUAAUAAGUAAUGAAAUUACAACACCUGCUCAAAAUACAUUUUGUGUUCAUUAAAAUUACAGCAAUGCAUGCUACUGAGUACCAUUAAAUACAGUUAUUUAAAAAUAAAGUAUUUUUUAAAAUGCUUUAGUAAAAUAUCUUGACAUAUGCAGUCAAGUGACGAAGGUUGUUGUCAAGUACUGGAAAGUUGCUAAACAUGUCAUUAAGAUUUAUCUUACAUCAUUUGUCAGGUUAAAAUCUAGAAACACUCUUACAAAGGCUUCCGUAUCCAACAGAAAAAUAUUUUGAUUAUUCAGCACGGUUGUGUCAGCCAUGGCAUGUUAAGACAGGAUUGACUUUAUCUUGUGAUAAAAAGUGCUGGAUUGGGUUCAUUGUAUUUUCUGCUGUUAAAUUUUAUAUUUUGGCAUUUCUAUCACAUUUGUCCACAGAAGGAUGUGUGAUCCUAGAAAUUAACCAUCUUUAAAAAAGAACAGGCAAUUUCAAAUGAUCCCAAUAUUGAUCUAUUUCAGCUUUAUGCAAUAAAUACUGAAAACAUAUUCACAACAAAUAACAGCCAAUUAGUCACUUGAAAUCAAAAUGAAUGGUGAAAACAGUUCAGUUGUACUGUUAAAUUUUCAAAAGACAAUACCUGACAAACAUAUUCAGCUAUGUUAACAAAUUUGUGAAAUAGCUCACCUUAUCACUUCUGUUGUGUCAAAGCAUGGAACACCAACCAAACAUUUCAAUAAAAAAUGCUUCUGGUUAUCACCCAGUCACUCGAGGACACACUGGUAUACUUUAAGACCGAGGCCUUACUUAUAAGCUGCAUCUAAGUUUGAAUACAAUGGCCUCCAUUUUGCAUCAGCGCAAAAAUACAGCAGAAUGGAUAAGCCCAAACAACACCACAGACAGAGUGUCUGAUACCAUUUAAGAAUUGAAUGAUCUGUAAAAUGAUCUAGUCACCAGCAAUGACAAUAUCAUGGUUGACAAGGAAACUCUUUUCCUGCCAUACAACCAUGGGGUAGGAAAAAAAUUCACGAAGUACAUGCUGACAUAAAACCAGUGAUUGCGAAAGGCGUCGGACCACGGCCAUAUGCUGGCAAAAUUCUGUGGGAUGGAAAACCCUUAUAACUCAUUGGCCCACAUGACUGAUGGACUAAAGUCGACACCUUGCCUCAUAUCUGAAUUUAUCGUAAAGCUCUGAACACGCACUAGAUAUUUCGUAUCAAAUACAUGCAUGCCAGCCUGUCCAUAAGACCUAGUGGACGUGGUUUUUAUCCGAUUGGGUGGUACAACCAGUAAUGGACGUUUCUGUAUCAAAACGAAUGUUACUCUCUCUCUCCAGGCAGAAGAUACUCGCUGCUGCUUGGAGAGUAUGUGGUCAUGUGACCGCAAGUAUCGCCAGCGUGAUGGUGAUGUCAAAAAUCUCCUCGUGGCUCGAUGUUGUAGAAAAAAAUAAUGAAAAAAGACCACAAAGACCACUAACACUAACAGACAAGCAUUUUUCCAAGAGUAUGAUAAGACAAAGAACAAACGUUUAAUCCGAAAAAAUGUGGCAAAGUGAAUGAUUUUAUGAGAGAUAUUACACUGAUAGUGACAGUGAUGCAAAUGACAUGGACAUUGAACUCUAGAAUCUUGUUUGACAUAUUUUUGGCAACCUUACCAGCAUGAUUUAUUUAAUCAUUUUUACUUCACUUACUUCCCUUACAUUGAAUAUAUAUAUAACUUUCAAUGAAGCAUCCUGUGUGAAUAAAGACUAUAACAGCAACAAGGACCUUUAAUGAAAAGUUAGAAAAGUUGGAAGCUCCACAUCACUAUGACUUACAUUUUAAUUUAAGGCAAAAAAUUGGAAUAAAAAUUUACAACAGAUACAUGGUCUUGUGUUAAAAUAUUAGAAAUUAAGAUAAGCAACCCAGAUGUAAAAAGGAUAAAAUUUAAAUGCCAGAAAGCAACCAAAAUAAAGUAUGUUUAAACUUCUUAAUUUUUAUUACAUUUGGCCUGAAAAUUGAAAAGCAGCGAUUUAAAAAGCCAGACAAUAACAUUCGUCAAUGGUGAAAAUGUACAGCUUGAUUAUUUUAUUGUGGGCUGGUAAAAAAAAAGGUGUGGGCUGUCAAAAUUUAAUUUGCUCCAGCCCACAUGUCUGGUAAGUGUUCAAUCUCUUUGGCAAUCAUUGUUAAACUAAUGAUGGGGGUUAAAACUUGUAUCAGCACCAACAGAACAGGUACUGGAGAAGAAUACAGUUUCACCAGAAUGAAAGUGAACAGAAAGGCUUUAAUAAGGUAGCAAGCAGUGCGAAGGUACUAGCUUCAUCGUUUUUUUAAUGAGAAACCUGUCACACCUCAAGUUGUUGCUAGUUCAAAAAGGACUUGGAGAUGUAAUUAAGUAAGAUGAAAAGCCCACAAUGUGGGAAAAGUUAUUCAAUCAAGUAGGGGAAACAAUCUCAUUAAGCAAGGCUAGUAGUAAAACCAUGGGAUUGAACCAGACACCAAAAAGUCCUCAAAUACUGUAUGUGAGGACAUUACAUAGGCAAAUAGGCUUCUGGAUCUGUUGAAGGUAAUGUUUUGGCAGUAAAACUCAUUAAAAAUCUAGAGCCCUAGGAAGCUGGGCUGGAAGAGACACACGGUUGCUGAUGGCACUGAAAAGAGGCCAUGGUUUCCAAACCCACUCCCUCCAGCUGGAGUUAAGACCCAGUUUCCCACCCACCCCUCUGGCUAAAGAAAGGCCACAGACUUCCACCCCAGUCCCUCCAGCUGAAGAGAGGGCCACGUCCCAGUCACCCCACCCUCUUCAGCCGCACCUACUGUUGACAGGGGCAGAGGCAAGAAGGGCAAAGCUGUUGAUCAGCAGCCAGAAAGGAUGAAGCCCAGGAGGAAUUUCACCUUCACCAAAGAAGAUGAUGAUGCCGUCUUUGAGUGGCUGUAGGAGAAAGAGCUGCUGUGGAGAAAUGGACACAGGCUUUUUAAGGACACCAACAGAAAGAAGGCAUUAGGGGAAGCUUAGGGAAGGGAGCUGGACGUGACAGGUGAACAUCUCCAGGGCUGAGGGAGAGGCGCGCACUCCUGGUAUGUAAAACUCAACAGGGUGAAGUUUUGCCAGGCUGCCAAGAAGUUCACUGAAAUGAGAAGUAUGUGCUCCAAAAGAAUGCCUUCUACCAGAGAGAGCUUAGACACUGAUCCUCAGCACCCAUGAAAUCUCUAAGUCAUGUUUUCCAAAUGGUUAUUUGUAUUUCCUUCCCUUUCUUGUACUGAUUCACCUUCAUUCUACCACCCUCAUUUGCAUAUGAGAUCACAUAAGAUGCACAAAGGUUAGUCCCAGCUAACACUGGCUGAACAUAAAUAGGUCAGACAUAGUUGUGUUGGCAUAAGUGCUCUGAGCAUGUGCAAGAUGUGGAUUGUGAGGCUCAAAUAGACACUUUAACACAAGCAGUCUCUACAAUUCUGCCUGUGGUUCAGCAAAUAAGCGCCAAUAUGGCAGGGAAUGACUCAACUAACGAAGAAGGAGAUAAUGUUGAGGAUGAUUUUGCCACAGAGGAACCUACCAGUGCGGCCGUCACUGUGCCAGCUGACACAGAAAAUUUGCUGGCUUUACUCACGCAGUCGCUCAAAGCCAAGGAGACAUGUGGCCAAGCUAACGACACAGAGCUGGCUGAGAAGAUUAACAGUAUUAUGUCGACCGGGAUUUCAGAACAGCGGCUCACAGAAGUGAAGGACAAGUUUCUACAUCUGGAAAAUUGCCAGUAUCUAGAAGUACCAAAAUGCCAGCCAGAGGUUUGGACAAGUGACGGGGAUGCUAAGAGGAGUAAAGAUCUAAAAUUACUGCAAGUACAGUCCCUCCUCAUUAAAGCUGUUACAGUGGCAUGAAUGUUGAAUUUAAUCUCGCACCUGUCCAGGAUUUUUGCACCUAUAUGAUCUGUAGACCAGAAAGAGUUCAUUAUAAUUGACAGGGAAAUAGGCAAAUUGUUAUCUAAAGGAGUCAUAACUCAUUGCCAGAAGAGGGACAAUUUAUCUCUACUAUUUUUACCCGUCCUAAGAAAAAUGGAAAAGUUAGAAUCAUUUUGAAUCUUAACACAUUGAAUGAAUUUGUCACUUACCACCAUUUUAAAAUGGACACCCUCCAGUCCUGUUUAAAUAUGAUGCAACCUGAUAGAGCUGAGCAUGAGGAAGCGCUCCAGGACAUGUUGGCUCAGCGGGAGUAUUAAGUAUAUUCAAGAAAAGGUAAGGUUAACUUACUAUGAUCGUCAUUAUGGAAAGACCACCAAUCCCAAGAAUCCACACAAUGGACCAUCAGCCCACCACCUCUCCCUCUGUGACAGAAGAUCCAGAGCCCGGACACGCAGAUCCGACACCCAGCACUAGUUCAGGUAGCUCUGGCAAUCAAGCUUUAUUGGGUUCAGGGGACCCAUUGCUUUCACUACUGAAUUCUGGGGAAUAUCAGGUUAUAACGGUGAACCCAGACGGAACAUUCAACUGUGCAUCUUCACCCACCCUUCUUCACUGGCAAACUAACCAGUUGGGUUCAGGGGACUCAACCCUGGCAGCAUCUACAGAUACGGCCUAUCAAUCAUUAACUCACCACCUCUCCCAGACAGCCAUCACUAAAAUUCAAGAAGACCAGUAUGUUGAUCUCAAAGGCCUUAUACCACACACCUCCAAUACCCUGCUCCCAAGAGACAAACAGGAGACCUCCCCCCCCCCCAAUUUUCGGUAAUACCCCAGUUUGAUCUGGCAGCCCCCUUGGUCAAUCUCAAUCUCGAUUUUAGAAACUUAGCAAUCGAUCCUAGGUAUCGUUUUACCAAUGGGGCUAUCUUCUUCCUGCCAAACAUUCGAGAUAUUUUCCACAGCACUGGAAUGGAUAGCCAAAAACAAGUGCAAUAUACCACAUAUUAUACACUUACUGGACGAUUUCCUGAUUGCUGCCCUAACAGAAGUCGAAUGUCAGAACUCUCUUGCAAAAUUUUGUGCCUUAUGUAAACACAUUGGUGUCCCUUUAGUGUCCGAAAUAAACCACAGUCCCCAUGACUACCAUCUCCUUUGCAGGCAUUGAAUUAGACAAGAAGCAAGGCUACCACCUGAAAAAAAUAGAGGGCUGUCUCAAUCUCAUUCAAACCCAUCUAUCUAAAAAGAAAAUAACCCUCCAAGACCUAGAGUCCAUCACAUGCCUUAUUAAUUUUUGUUGUUUCGUAAUCCCAGUGGGUAGAGCAUUUUUGCGACACUUAAUCAACCUCACAAUAGGCAUUUCCAAACUCUUCUAAAGAAUACGCCUCAACAAUGAAUCCCACUCCCAUCUAUUUACCUGGCAAGAAUUUCUUACAAAUUCUAAUGGUAAAGGGUUUUUCCAUGAAGAAGGGUGGAGUAUUUUCACCAAUGCAUCGAAAAGCUGUGGAUUUGGUGCCAUUUACAAUGACAAGUGGUUCUAUGGACAAUGAAAAGAUAAUAAAGAGCAGUCACACAUUUCACUUUUAGAACUGUAUCCAAUCGUGACAUCAGAUUUAAUUUGCCAGGAUAACCUGGAAAACAAAAAGCUAACAAUAUGGUCUGAUAACGAGGCUCUCAUAUACAUUUUAAACAAUGCACUUCAAAGACCAACACAUUAUGAUCCUUGUAAGGAAAUUAGUUUUGACCUGCCUCAACAAAAAUACUCACUUUAGAAGUUUAGAGCACUUCACAUUCCUGGAUCUCUCCAUGCGGCAGCUGGUGCCUUCCCGAUUUGAAUUACAGAGAUUCCACAAGUCAACACUGCUUGCUGCACAGGAGCCAACACCAGUACCACAAGAAUGGCAGCUCAGCAACCUGUUGAAACCUGUAGUCGUUUGGGUACAGGGGACCCAAUCUGCGACGAGUCAACUUUCCAUUGAUCUCAAGAACCAAGCUGCCAAUCGCCUCAUGGCUGACCUAAAGAAAACCAUGGAGGCAGCACUCACUCCAAGCACGUGCCACUUACGAGAAAAUAGAAUCCCAUUUACAAGAGUUCUACGAACUGACAGGCACUUCAGCUUUUCCCAACAAUCCAUCUGUAACAGCACUGUUCUUCCAGUUUCUAAGCGAAAGAUAUAAAAAAAGUUCUCUAAAAACAUUCAAAUCCACCUUGAGCUAAAAAUACAAAAUGAAGCAUCUCGACGACCCACUUCUUUUUUGUCAAGCAAGCACUAAAAGGCUUAGAAAAGCAAGAAGAAUCUAAUGCCACAGCACCUCCACCUGAACACAGAGCUACGAUCACCGUUCUGAUGCUACAAGCCUCGAUGCUAGCCAUCCACUCUAUUUUACGAUCCAGUUAUGAAAUCACACUCUUCUCCACGAUGUUCUUUGCUGCCUUCUAUGGAUUACUACGACUAGGCGAAUAUACAACAGGUGACUCUCAGCACACUUUACUGGUGCAGAACGUGACAAUCAAUUCCCCCUGAGGGCUGGGCACUUCUGUCCCCACAUUUAAACAUUCCAAGUCAACCUCAGUGAACAAAGUGCUUCUUAAUAAACAAAACUCACCAACGUGCCCAGUAACAAUGCUAGCAAAUUAUCAAAGAAUCUGUCCAAACAUGCAAAAUGGAUAUUUCUACCUCCACGAGACCAGAACACUUCUCCUGUACACAGACGUGAGUUCUGUAGAUUUCAGAAUAUGUGCACUCAAGCUGCUCAACUCUCGCAUCUAAACAUCAAGCCACAUAGCUUUCGCAUUGGAUGAACUACUUUAGCCGCCCAGUGCAGUCUUUCUGACCAACAGCUUAGGGACAUUGGAAGGUGGAAUUCAGAUGCCUUCAAACAAUAUUUUAGAUACUAACUGCUAUGCAGCAUAUAAUAUGGGUAUCAUUAUCUUAUGUAUACAAAACAUGUAGAUGAACAGACUAUGCUUAAAUUCCUGGAUACAUCAGGUGAAUUAUCAGCUUUAAUUCUAUGAAAGGCAGUAUUAAGAACAUGUUUUAAAAUAAGCAAAAAUUAGUGCCAAAUCAAAUGAUACAAAUAUAAUCUUUGAUAACAAAUGCAAAAACCGUCAACAUGUCAGCAUAGACUUUUCCUUACAAGCAUUCUACAAAAUGUUUACACUAAUAAAAGUGCUUAGUAAGAACACAAACACAAUUGUAGUCUUCCUAUAAUCUCGGAUUUUUUUGGGUGGGGGUAUAAACCUUUCUCGAGGUUUAUUAUGGCGCUUUUUCUCCCCACUUUUUAUGGUUUAAGGAAAUGACACCACAUUACACAACAGAAAUCAAUUAUUUUACCUAUUAGUUUAAAAAAUAUAAAGGAGUUAUUCAUCUCUGGUAAACUGUGGCUCAUAAGUGUUAUAAACUGACAUAUACACCCGACAGUGGCUCCUCCUACUACACCAGAAUAGACCAAUAACUUAUGCAUGUGCGUCACGUGACACAACGCGUAAUGCGCGUGAGAACACAAAACACCAGCAGAUCGCUACUUUACAGAGAAGAGAUAAAGUGGAGGGAGAAGUUUGUAUGAAGCAUCGCUCAGAUGAUAUAUUAAGUAUAUUCAAGAAAAGGUAAGGUGAACUUACUAUGAUCACUUUCUUUUACUCUCCUUCCCUCCCCAUCUAACCCUCGACUCCAAAUAUUUUCCUACUAUAUUCAGCCAUAUGUCUACAUAAUUGCGGUACUCACUUUAACAAUGCUUUGGUGCUUUUUCUCCCCACCUUUUAUGGUUAAAGGAAAUGACACCACAUUACACAAUAGGAAUCGAUUAUUUUACCUAUUAGUUUAAAAAAUAUAAAGGUGUUAUUCAUCUCUGGUAAAGUGCAUUUACCCAAACAAGGUUGGGAAUUAGAACAAUGGGUUAACACCCAUUGUAUUAACACGAAAUUGGAAGUGACUCCAAUGUCCCAAGAGUUGAAAUAUAACCAUAAAACAGAGCAAAAAAUCCCGCCUUUUUAUUUUCCUCAAAAAUCCGUAGCUGUUAUAAAUAGAAAAUAAAGAACACAGCUUAAAUAAUAGAAGAUUUAUUAAACCUUUAAAAUGACAAAAACACCAUUUCUAUCAUAAGAAUAGUGGGCCUCACUACCAAAGAUGCUGAGGACAGAAAAGCAUUCGGAACUCCUCGACAAUUUCCGGCUAUCUUCCGAACGCCUUGAAACUAGUCUCGGAUGUAUGACAGUAAAAAAUGUCGCCUACGCACAACAUAUGUGAUCAGGUCAAGAACCCGGAUGGACGGCGCCGCAUCACUAAUGUAUACCGCAAUCAAAACAAUAUAGUUCCCCCAAAACACGUGGAUCUAACAAAUAUGGCGUCAUUCGACGAAUGUAUUGAAUAUGCACUAUCUUCCUGCCCACUUUUUAAAGAUCAAGACUACAAACUACGUGAAAAACAACUGGAAACACUGAGGAUAUUGUUCGAAGGAAAAGACUGCGUGUCCAUUUUACCAACUGGCUAUGGGAAGAGCAUAAUUUUUCAGUUGCUGCCUUGGUUUCUCCAACAUAAACUCAAGAAAAAACAACCGAUGAUCGUCUUGGUGGUUUCCCCACUAAACUCCCUAAUACAAGACCAGAUUUCAAAUUUGAGAAGAGUAGGCAUAGUUGCGUGUACUAUCAAUAUAUCAGGUAGAUUCCCCUUCGUUUUCUUCCUCUUCUCUCACAGAAUUUAAAUCACAAUAUUAAUAACAAAUAGGGUUAUUAUUGCUGCUCUUGAUUUAAUAACAACAACGAUGAAUAUAUAAUUAAAAUGAAGAAAGAAUUUGUUAAUAAUAGUAAGAAUGUAUAAUUAUUUAUUAUGCCUAAAUAAACAUGUCCUGUCAGGGUGCUGCCAUGUUUAUUAUAUUGGUAUCUAGAGUAGUUUGCACUACUUCCAAAAUGGCGACGUCUGUCAUACGGCCGAGAUAUGAUGACGCAGGAAUCAAUCGACGGUGAGCCGAGUGGACAGAAGAGGUCACACCAAAGACAGUCGUGGCACAAAGAGGAGGAUACAGGAUGCCCAGGAAGAGUGUCUGAGGGAAAUCAGUGACAGCUUGAGGGCCAACAUGCAGCUGCUAAAGGCCAACCGAAGCCAUGAUAGCACACCAAUGUGUAUAUUGGACAGAUAGCAAAGAGGUUUAUUGCAGGUUAUGUCAGGUAGGUUGUCAAAAGCUCCCAAGUCUUUCUGGCAAACAGGGUUGUUUCAAAUAAUACAAAAGCCAACCCCCACAAUGAGGCUUGAAGUCAUAUAAUAUCUAAAGUUCAAGAGUAAUGAAUGAUAUAGAGCUGUUACAACUGAUCAGUGGGUCUGUUUAUUUUGAUUAUCUAUUAUUGAAAAAAUAUAUACAUCUGAUUUAGAGCCAAAAAUAUUACAAGUUUUCCAUAUUGAGGUUUUAGCAGCAAGUUCUGAAAAAUCAGAAAACAGAUAAAGACCCUGUAUUACCUAGUAUUUAGACAUAAAAGGAUGCAUUACAAAGUGGUUUACUAUGUACUUUGUCUCUUACAAUGUGUCUCUUUUAAUGUGUAAUUCUACUGAUUGCAGUAUGACUCUAUAAUUUAAAGAGGCCAAACAUUAUAAACCAUAUCUAUCCACAUAAUCUAACCUACACUAAGAUGAGAUUUAUGACCAGCAAUAUCCUCAAGGGCAGAUGAAGCCUCCAAUAAAAGGCUUAGGUUAUAAUGACCAGGAUGGAAGCUGCAUCUAUUCUGCACUUUGCAGAGUCCCCCAGUUCCAGCUGCAUAU
Molecule: messenger RNA, 23755 nt
Organism: Lingula anatina
Lineage: Eukaryota; Metazoa; Brachiopoda; Lingulata; Lingulida; Lingulidae
Product: sushi, von Willebrand factor type A, EGF and pentraxin domain-containing protein 1
Molecular function (GO): calcium ion binding
Source: RefSeq, a predicted model, not a curated record